Ictalurus furcatus (blue catfish) is the source of this 2394-nucleotide messenger RNA. It is a transcript of the gene crsp7, whose product is annotated as cofactor required for Sp1 transcriptional activation, subunit 7. Gene Ontology annotation, molecular function: transcription coregulator activity. Gene Ontology annotation, biological process: positive regulation of gene expression; regulation of transcription by RNA polymerase II. Gene Ontology annotation, cellular component: nucleus; core mediator complex; mediator complex. The record is from RefSeq and is a predicted model, not a curated record. The transcript has 3 exons. The coding region runs from base 280 to 2022 and encodes 580 amino acids. Lineage: Eukaryota; Metazoa; Chordata; Actinopteri; Siluriformes; Ictaluridae.
GAGCUCCAAUUUCCCAUAAUGCAUUGAGGAAACGUUUUGAUCCAAUUCACUUCAUGAGAUCGGGGAGGCACUCACCGCUAUGAAGCGAAAAGAAACGACAACUGGCGAAUCCUCAUUAUUCGGCUGAAAUGAUUUAGGAGUUCGUAAGCUAACAAUCAUAUAAGAAACAUGCGGAUAGGAUACGUCUCGAAAAUCCAGAACGAGCUGUAGUUUCUGCAGUGUACAUACCCUUAAACUCGGAGGAUUUUCCCCCGUCGGCCGCUUCGCACCGACCAGGCAAUGACAACGGCCUCCGCAACCCCGCAGCAGAUGAGAGAGCGGCUGCUGCAGGCCAUCGACAGCCAGAGCAAUAUCUGUAACAUGGUUGCAGUCCUUGAUGUUAUCACCUAUUUGGAGAAAUACCCAAUCACUAAAGAAGCUCUUGAGGAAACUCGCUUGGGAAAGCUUAUUAAUGAUGUCAGAAAGAAAACGAAAGACGAAGACCUUGCUAAACGUGCCAAGAAACUCCUUCGAAACUGGCAGAAACUGAUUGAACCUAGCCAAAAUGACUCUUCUUCUCGAGGAGUGCAAGGCACCCCAGGCUCAGCCAAUGGCAGUUCUCAUCCGUGCCGAACAGAUACACCUCCAACUGUUCCCCCACCCAGCAAAAAAUCUCCAGAACUUAAAAACAGAAAUGAUGUCCACAACACUUACUCAGCUACAGCAGAAAAGUCUAGAAACCGAAAACACAGGGGGGACCAAAGGGAUGGUCCACAUCCACCCACUAAAAUACACAAAACAUUCACGUACGGGCACACGUUUUCUUCCACCCCGCCAUCAAAUGGAUUUAGUGGCAGCCCUGAGCCUUUCCUAGAAAAACAAGAAGAUGCACCUUCUGAUAGAAACUGCCCAGAGCAUCUUGACAAUGACAAACAAAACAAAAUCCCUGUUAAUGCUGUUAAGCCUCAUCCGAGUUCUCCAGGGCUUACCAGACUCCCCAGCACUUCAUCCUUACUCAAAACAUCAGUGUUACAGCAGCAAACAAGAACAGAAGGAGACGGAGGUGACAAACAUCCAGUCAGUAGCCCUCAAUUCUCAUCAAGUCCACAUAGUGUAGCUCGUGAGACAGUGGCUAAGAGGUCUUCAGCUUAUGCAUCAAAAGGGACUCUGUUGAGCCCAUCUCAUAAUUCUGCCCAAGUGCCCUCUCUCUUGCCUUUAACCUCCCCAAAUCAAAUGUCUCACGCUGAUGGUCGUCUAACUCUAGACCUAGAGGACUCUGUUCCCUUCAACAGAUCUAUUGAGAGAACCUCUGAAUCCCUUCAUAACAGUACAGCACAGGAGCCUUCAGAACUGUCCAGGCACAAUUUCUCACCUGAGGUUCCUAAAGCUGGGUCCGAAAGUGCAAACAAAAAAAGAAAGAAGUACAGGUCUAGGGACUACAUGGUAAAUCUUCAAGGCCAGUCCUCAGAGGACAGGACGAAGCCUGUGCGCUUAAAAGAGCGCAGAUUGACUUUUGACCCAGUGACAGGACAAAUCAAACCCCUCACUCCAAAGGAAUCUCACCAAGAGGAGGAAUGCCAGGGACCACCAGUUUUCGAACCUGCGAGGAUUGAGACCCCCCAACAGAGGCCACCCACGACUGCUCAAAAUCCUUUCCAGCAAACGAACUGGAAGGAGCUGUCCCGAAACGAGAUCAUUCAGUCCUACCUUAAUCUUCAGAGUAAUGUUCUGACUUCCUCUGGAGCUCAGACCCAUGGUGCACACUUUUUCAUGACCGAAUAUUUGAAACAAGAGGAAAACGCUGUUCGAGAAUCAAGGAAGACUCAUGUUUUAGUCCCGAGUGGCUUGACCGCUGAACUGCCAGGCGUAAGUCGAGAGGUGACACAUGAGGACCUUCACAGAAUAGACCAAGAGCACUGGCCAGGAGUUAAUGGAUGUUAUGACACCAAUGGAAACUGGUAUGAUUGGACAGACUGUAUAUCUUUGGAUUCUCAUGGUGAUGAGACCAAACUGAAUAUUCUGCCAUAUGUCUGCCUAGACUGAGAAAACGGCUCUGGUGGCUUUUGGUUUUCAUCACCCCCACUGUGAGUUUGAAAAAAACAAGUCAGAACUUCUUUAUAUUCAGUACUGAAGUUUUUGACACAUGGAGUGAAAAGGGGGGCUCUUCGGUUUUCUUAAAUGAAAAAAAGGUAAUUAACUAGAUGUCCUGUUUGUAAUGUGCUGCUACCAACAAAAAUUUGCAAACUAGAUUUGUAAAUGAUGGCUCAGUCAGAGUAACUGGGCCGGUUAUUGCACAGUGUGUAUAGGAGUCAGAGCACUAAGCAGUGCAGGUUGGAAAGCAAGUCAGAAACUUGUUUGGCAGUUACAAAAAAAAAGCUUUAUGUGACCUUAAAGAAUAAAUUAUACUUUUUUUUA